Molecule: messenger RNA, 3076 nt
Organism: Monomorium pharaonis (pharaoh ant)
Lineage: Eukaryota; Metazoa; Arthropoda; Insecta; Hymenoptera; Formicidae
Product: cytochrome P450 4C1
Exons: 12
Coding region: 1399-2940 (513 amino acids)
Molecular function (GO): heme binding; oxidoreductase activity, acting on paired donors, with incorporation or reduction of molecular oxygen; iron ion binding
Source: RefSeq, a predicted model, not a curated record
UAUUUUAUAUAAUAUUGAUAUUUCAUGGCCACUAACCUAAAUCUACCUUCCAAAAUUUUAAUUUUGAAAGUUGAUUUGGAAUUAACAUCUUCGAAAACUCAUAAAACCGUUUUCAUAUAAAACACAUCUUUUUGGGGAAAGCCGGAGGUACGAAAGGAUUAAGUUAUUACUUGAGACGGUCUUGAAAUAAUUCAAUUAUAAAUAUUGACCAUAAGUAAUAUGAAAUUUAAAUACUAUCAACAUGUGUGGACUUGAAACUUACACUUUAAGAUUAUUUAUUAUUGUUUAUCGCGAAAAAAGUUCAAGCAGUAUAUCAAAACAAACAUUAUCAUAAGUUAUUGUUUUAAAUGGCAAUUAAAAAAUGAUAACUGUCAAAUAUAAUAAUAAAUGUUAACAAUAUCAAAUUGUGUCUCAAAGAUUCGUAUUUUUUUAAAAAUCAAGAAGUGUAAUUAUAAAUAGGUGCGUCAAACCCAUCAAAUCAUGGAUUCUUGGAACCCCAACCAUCGAUCAUUUAAUUCGAUCACUAACACAUGAAUGUUUUUGUGAGGCAAUAAUUUUUUCAAUUUCAAUAUUUUUAACAGAUUUUAAUCGCUGCCGCGCACGGAUAGGCUACAUGUGUUAGUGUCUCAAGAUCAGACGUUGUAACAAGUAUAAUGUGUAAUAAUUAUAUAUAGAAUUGCAAAAUCAUGUAAACAACUCGGAAUUCAAAUAAAUGCACAUAAGAAAUGAAUGUAUAUAAGAAUGUAUAAUAAGAAAGCAUCAGUUUGCCAUAAGACUCUGCAUAGUAAAGAACAUAUUUAUUAAGAAUAUUUAUACAAAUUGAUUAUAAAUCAAUAUAACACAAUUACGUAACACGCAAUAAACACUCUAAAAACAUUUUAGAUAAUGAUAACUGCUUCAUGAGAUAAGUUCUUUUAAUCGAGAAAAAGAACAAUUAAAAGAUUUUGUAAAAUACAUAUAAUUUUUAGUGAUACAUACACUUUUUAAUUUAGAAACAAAAAGAGUAUAUUCAUUAUAUUUUUAUAUCUUCUUAAUUAACGUAUUUCGAUGCAUGUUGUGUUUUACUUAUAACGCGUUCCGAUAAACUUAUCAAGUUUAUUACAUCAAUGAAUUUUUCAUUAUCGGCACUUUUAAAUCCUGAUUUAAAAAAAAGAAAUUUUAUUUACGACAUUGUUUUCAAUAACAAAAAAUAUAAAAAUUACCUAGUUCAGUUCGGUAUUUAAGUGUUGGACAAUAUUUUCAAAUGUAUUUGUAUAAACUUAUUAAUCUUAUUAUGAUAACAGUAAGAUGAUAUCCUAUUUAUUUUAUUUAUCAUAAAGAUAUAAAAUAUUUGUUGGGUCAAUAAAAAUUGAAGAAACAUUGUAGAAAAUUAAUCUGAUUAAAACAGAUACCACAAGAAUGUUUAUUACUAUAUUAUUAUUAAUACUUAUUCCUGUGGCUUAUUUGGUGUAUCAUUAUUACGUGCACAAUGGACAAAAUGGACGAUUAUUCCAUAAAAUACCAGGGCCAUCAUAUUAUCCAAUUAUUGGUCAUCUACUUUUAGCGCUACGUCCACCAGAGGAGCUCUGGAAAAUAUUAAUUACUAUACCUAAUCAAUAUUAUCCUAUUGGUAAAAUGUGGACCUUCUUUUAUUUUGCUGUAACCAUUCGACAUCCUGAUGACUUGGAGAUACUACUGAAUAAUGUAAAAUACAUCAAUAAGGGUAUAGUUUAUAAUAUAUUACAUCCUUGGUUAAAGACGGGUCUUCUUACAAGUGGAGGAUCUAAGUGGCAUUUACGGCGAAAGAUAUUAACUCCAACAUUCCAUUAUAAUAUAUUAGAGCAAUUUGUCGAAAUUUUAAUUGAGGAGAGCGAGAAUAUGAUAAGAUCUUUGAAAAGUGUAGAAGGCAUUGUUAUAAAAGAUUUAGUACCGUUUAUUAGUGAACAUACACUGAAUGCAAUAUGUGAAACUGCCAUGGGCAGUUCUCUACAAGGAAAGAAUGCAUUUCAGCAACAAUAUCGAGAAGCGGUUCACAGAAUGGGGAAACUUUUUGUUUAUAGAUUAUUGAGGCCGUGGCUACAUGUCGAGUGGAUAUUUUCAUUAACUCCAAAAGGUAGAGAACAAAAAAAAAUCUUGAAGAUAUUGCACGGAUUUAGUGAAAAGAUUAUUGCAGAAAGAAAAGAUUAUCAUAAACGCACUAAUGGACAAUAUUUGAAAAAUCUUGACAAAGAAACGAUGGCAGAUAAUAAAGAAACUACUACAAUUAAAAGAAAACGGCUGGCAAUGUUGGAUCUUUUAAUAUUGGCAUCUCAAGAAGGUGUUUUAACUGAUUCAGAUAUUAGAGAGGAAGUCGAUACUUUUGUGUUUGAGGGUCAUGAUACUACAUCAAUGGCUAUAUGUUUUACUUUAUGUCUACUGGCUGAACACGAAGAUAUCCAGAAUCGUGUUCGAGAAGAAGUUGAUACUAUUAUGAAAGAGAAUCAAGGGAAUCUUACCAUCAAGUCACUGCAAGAUCUACGAUAUUUGGAGAGAUGUAUAAAAGAAGCGUUGCGUUUAUAUCCAAGUGUUUAUUUAAUAUCUCGAGUUAAUUUAGAAGAGAUACAAUUAAAAUCAUAUUUAAUACCUGCCAAAACAAUUAUACAUCUAAAUAUAUUAGGAGUUCACAGAGAUGCCAAUUUUUGGCCAAAUCCAGAAAUAUUUGAUCCAGAUCGAUUUUUACCUGAGAAGAUUAAAAGUCGUCAUCCUUACUCAUAUAUACCAUUCAGUGCUGGACCGCGUAAUUGUAUCGGUCAACGAUUUGCUCUACUGGAGUUGAAGGCAAUGAUAGCUUCUCUGAUUCACAAUUUCUACGUAGAACCAGUGGAUUAUUUAAAAAAUAUUCGAACAGUACCUGAUCUGGUGUUACGCCCUUUAGAUCCGCAUCGUUUAAAGUUUAUUCCAGUUGUUAGAAAAUGCAUAUAGAUAUUUAAAAGCAAUUCAAAUUUGGAAAAAUGACAAUUUGUUGCGUGCAAUAAUACAAAAAUAUGUGUAAUGUGAGUAAAUAUAUGUAAUAAAUAUAUUAGUAAUUGGAAAUAAAUUGAUAGCUUUUGGAAUAGGA